CCCGCCUGUCGAUCUGCGCAGACAGCUCAGAUGAAGCGCAGGCUCGCCCGUGUUGGCUGGCAACAGCGCAGGAGCUUCACGCCGACGACUUCUGUGCCGCCGAACAAGCAAAAGUUUCUCCUCGACCCAGCAGAAGCGACUUUUCCUCGAGGUUUCCUAGCUUCAGGUGUGCAUUGCGGCAUCAAAAAGUCAUCAGCGCUUGAUUUGUCACUCAUCGUCUCGUCCACACCCGCAUCAGCAGCCGCCUGCUUCACUCGCAAUUUCUUUCAAGCAGCGCCUGUCCAGAUUUCUCGGGAGGUCCUCCGCUCCCAAGCGGGUAUAGCUCGAGCGCUCGUCGUCAACUCGGGCUGCGCAAAUGCCGUCACGGGCCAGCAGGGACUCAAGGAUGCACGCGCCAUGUCAGACCGCGUCAACAGGUGGCUCCAGACGGGCACGCAUGAUCGUUCGAAGCCGGAUGCGAGUCAGACUACGCCCGAAGGGACAGGAACGCUCGUCAUGUCUACCGGCGUCAUCGGUCAGACACUGCCCAUGUCGCGCAUCUCUGCCGGCAUAGAAUCUGCCUUUCGUACAAUGUCAUCCUCCUACGAGGCAUGGACGGAGGCUGCCAGAGGCUUCAUGACGACAGAUACCUUUCCGAAGCUCAAGACGCGAGCGUUCCAGCUUGGCGGUAAGGAGGUCAGGUUGGUAGGGAUAGAUAAGGGCGCAGGCAUGAUCCAUCCCAACAUGGGACCACCCAAGGCGACAAUGCUGGGUAUGAUUGCAACAGAUGCAGCCAUUGCGCCCAGUGCGUUGCAGGACGCGCUGACGCAUGCAAUCGAUCGCUCCUUCAAUUCAAUUUCUGUCGACGGAGACCUCUCGACUAAUGACACCGUCAUUGCGUUGGCGAACGGACAAGCGCAAUCCGCCCCGAUCGAUUCCACCUCUUCAUCCGAUUAUGAGCUGUUCAGAGACGAGUUGACGCAAUUCAGCAUCGAUCUAGCCAGUCUCGUCGUGCGAGAUGGUGAAGGGGCAACAAAAUUCGUUAAAGUGUCAGUCGAAGAAGCGCCAACUUAUGCAGGCGCACAUACCAUCGCUGCUACGAUCUCUCGAUCAUCACUCAUCAAGUGCGCACUCCAUGGUGCAGAUGCGAACUGGGGUCGCAUCCUGUGUGCAGUCGGCUAUUCCAGUCCGGAUUUUGAGAUUGACCCCAUGAAAGUGUCACUGUCUUUUAUUCCGCAUGACGGUACAGAGCCACUGAGGCUACUCGUCAAAGGCGAGCCUGCACACUUUGACGAGGAUAGAGCACACAAGAUGCUGCUCGAGGACGAGAUCGAAAUCCGCGUGCAACUCGGACUGGGCGAUCAGAGCGCUGCAUACUACACAUGUGAUUUGAGCAAAGAGUACAUCUCGAUUAAUGCGGACGUAAGUGUGCGCUCCUUUUCCGAUGCAUCCACUGACACUCGGGCGACACAGUACCGAAGCUAG
Mixia osmundae IAM 14324 is the source of this 1464-nucleotide messenger RNA. RefSeq lists its product as uncharacterized. Gene Ontology annotation, biological process: L-arginine biosynthetic process; L-ornithine biosynthetic process. The transcript has 3 exons. Gene Ontology annotation, cellular component: mitochondrial matrix. NCBI's taxonomy places the organism in Eukaryota, Fungi, Basidiomycota, Mixiomycetes, Mixiales, Mixiaceae. The record is from RefSeq and is a predicted model, not a curated record. Gene Ontology annotation, molecular function: L-glutamate N-acetyltransferase activity, acting on acetyl-CoA as donor; L-glutamate N-acetyltransferase activity, acting on acetyl-L-ornithine as donor. The coding region runs from base 31 to 1464 and encodes 477 amino acids.